UCGGCAUCGGCAAUCACCGAACUCAUUUCGUUGCUCAUCUCACCUCCGCACUCAUUGCCCAAGCUGUCGCCCCGCGCCCCCGCCCGCCUCUCCGCGCUCGGCGCUCACCUGGCCUCCCCCUCCAAGAUGCUCGACACGAUCGCCGUCGUCUUCGAGGUCUCGCCACAGUCGCUGGCGCUGAUCAAGACCCACUUUUCCACCGUCCACUACUACCCAAAGGGCAAGAUCCCCGCCGAGCUCGUAGGCGAUGUCGAGGUCUGGUUCUGUAACUGGCUCGGCAUCCCGCGCUGGAUCAGCCCCGAGAUGCUCACCCGCGCCCAAGUCGUGCAACUUACCAGCGCCGGCGCGAACCACGCCUUCGAGUGUCCCGCCCUCAAAGACCGCGACGUGCAGCGCCGCGUCAAAGUCUGCACUGCGUCGGGCGUGCACGUCCUCUCCAUCCCGGCAUACAUCAUCGGGCAGAUAAUCGGGUUCUACCAGAACAUACACACAUCGAUCACCGUCACGCGGACACAUGGGCGCUGGCCACGGCGCGACGAGCUCGCGCUCAACCGCGACACGGGCGCCGACCUGCGCAAGUUCGGCACGCUCGGGCUCAUCAACCUCCGCGGCAAGGUUGUCGGCAUGCUCGGAUACGGGCAUAUUGCACGCGAGACUGCAAGGCUGCUCGCUGCGUUUGGGUGCGAGAUUGUCGCGGCGAACACCGCCGGCGAAAAGUCGCGCUGCGGGGGGUACAUUAUCGAGGGGACCGGGGAUGUGGAGGGCGAUAUCCCUACGGCGUGGUACUCUACGCGCGACGUCGCUUCGUUUGACAAGUUCCUGUCGCGCUCGGACAUCCUCGUUGCCUCCCUGCCGUCGACGCCGCAGACGCGUGGGAUGCUCACGCGCGAGCACUUGGCAAAGCUGCCCCCGAAAGCGCUCUUCAUCAACGUCGGGCGCGGCGACCUCGUGGCGUCCGAGGCCAUCCUCGCAGCCCUCAACGAGGGCACGCUCCUCGGCGCCGGCCUCGACGUCACGGACCCCGAGCCGCUGCCAGACGGGCACCCGCUCCUCACUCACCCUCGCGUGGUGAUCACGCCGCACACCAGCGCCGACUUUGAGGGAUACUUUGACGCAGGGGCAGAGUUGCUCGUCGAGAACAUCGAGAACAUGCGGCGCGGCGGGGAGCCGUACAACGUCGUCGACCCCGAGAAGGGGUACUAGACAAUAGAAGAGCCUCGAUUAGUACACAAAUACAGCAAUGGAAUACAUGCAGGCAGCGCCUGCUCU
Cutaneotrichosporon oleaginosum is the source of this 1269-nucleotide messenger RNA. RefSeq lists its product as uncharacterized. Lineage: Eukaryota; Fungi; Basidiomycota; Tremellomycetes; Trichosporonales; Trichosporonaceae. The record is from RefSeq and is a predicted model, not a curated record. Gene Ontology annotation, molecular function: NAD binding.